AUGGCAGGCUUUUAUUAUUGGCUAUGGGUCAUCCAGUCCUAUGCCAAGACAUCCUGGUUUUUGGCUCCCAUCUGUGUUGGGCUCGUACUGACUGUAAUCCACUCCGCGGCAUGCCUGAUCAGUGGUGGAGCCAUUCUCACCUUUGUCGGAAUCAACUUUUUUCUCAUCCCGCAUAAUUUUGUCAACACUGAUGAGGUACUCCAAUACUGGGAUCGACGGAGUGACUAUUUCGCCAUUGGUCGCGACCUCGAGCUUCAGACAUGGGUCAUUAUUAUUUCCACUGGUUAUUGCAUGAUUUGGAAGGGACUUGCCUUUGUGCACGGGUUCCUUCGAGACUGGAAGGCCAGCCAUGAAGCACGCCAGGCAGCCGGCGGUAAUCACGGGGUUAAUUUCCAUUCGCUUCGGGAGGCGGUCGAAUCUUUAAUGGUGCAACAUAUCCCGCGCUACCGGACCCUGCAAUACACCAUUGCGAUUCUUCUCUGUGUAGCUGGCUUUGGGUUUCACUUUGGUGCUACCAAGGUCGGCAUUCGCGUGAUCAGAAAUAUCCCUAGGGAGAGAAUUGAUAUGCACCCCAUUGAUAUCUCGACGCCAUCGGAUAUCGGAGCCUCCGACUCAACCCAGACUUACAUGAAACAAUCUCAUAGGCUUCCUGAAGCAUGGCUGAGGGAUAAGCCGGGGGGCGAAGAGAAUUCGGUAUUCAUGCACCAAAGCCCUUUCGGGGACGAGAUGACCGGCCCACCUGCGGCUGUUAUCAUGGCCAGUACCUUGACUGUUUGUGUGCCGUUCGAAUUCGUGGUUGGCACUCUGACCAGUCGCCAAACUGUUAUGGUGGCCAACAUGACCAUAGACGAGGGCGACUUCCGGAUGAGAAGAGUUGCCGAUGGUUGGAAUCGUAUAGAUUCGGGGAUAAAUAUCUUAAUUGGUGAACUGAGGCCUCGGGUUGUCAUUGAGUACCGUGUUGGGGAUCCCGGAACACUUCAAAUUCAGUGGGCCAAACACGGAGAAUGGCUCACCAACGACAGUGCUGAUCCAUCAGAGCCAGUAAUCCAGCGAAUAACGUAUGAUAUGCAUUACGCUGUAGCUGAGGUGAAACGGUAUAUUGACGGACCUCGCAAGAUCAGCCAUCCAUCUGAAGAAUUGCCUUGGAAGUGUUCCCACCAAUACACCAGGAUACCCGACGAUUGGCAUUCCCUCCACCAGGUUCUCAUCAAGAUACGAUCAAGGGAGGACAGCCUUAUUACCAUUGAAGAAACAGAUGCCUCACAUCCGCUUACUAGAGCUCUCAUCGAUUCCUACAUGUCGAGUCCCCGUCGUAGCCUGCUAGCCAGCACCAGUUUACUCGUACGAGCGACCAUGACAGGGUGGAACCCGUCGGGAAAGCAGAUUCGUCUUCUAGAAGAAAACGAGUUCCCAUUUGGUGCCGAGAUUGAGACAAUGGAGGAACAUGCCAGUGACAGUUCGAUACGGUAUCCAUAUUUUGAAGGAUCAAUAUGGGUUGCAGGAUGUAAAAAAUCAGCUGCCGUUGUCCAUCUUACGGUAGGAAUUCUUGCGCUUCUAGUGGCUGGGGUGCGAAUCAUUUGUACAAAAUAA
Messenger RNA from Clonostachys solani, 1590 nucleotides. Lineage: Eukaryota; Fungi; Ascomycota; Sordariomycetes; Hypocreales; Bionectriaceae. The record is from the annotation of a GenBank genome assembly.